This is a messenger RNA of Suillus clintonianus, 420 nucleotides long. RefSeq lists its product as uncharacterized. The annotation marks the transcript as partial. The transcript has 3 exons. NCBI's taxonomy places the organism in Eukaryota, Fungi, Basidiomycota, Agaricomycetes, Boletales, Suillaceae. The record is from RefSeq and is a predicted model, not a curated record.
AUGACACGAAAGGGUGUUCAACAGGCUCAGCCUAAAGCCCAGUGGAACCCCAAUGAAAUCGACUCCUUCCUCACAUAUCUUAUCUCAGUCAAAUCAGCGAUGGCAGGCACGAGCUUCAAGGAGGCGACAUUCAACGAAGCUGCGAAAUAUAUUGAGAGCUUGAGGACAGUUGGGCCUGUGAAGACUGGGGCUCAUUGCAAGAAUAAAUGGGCAAUGUUAAAGCAGACAUACAACGCCAUUGAGUCAUAUCGGCAUCAUAAAUCAGGUUGUCACUGGGACAAUGAGCGCGGGGCCAACAUUCAGGGGCCCGCCGCUGAAGCUGUCUGGGAGGAGUAUGUUAGCAGGAAGCCCAACUUCCCCAUGAAGAGUUUCAAAAACUGCGGCUGGCCAUACCAUCCCAAGAUGGAGGAAAUUCUGCCC